AUGACACGCACGCACGUGUCUUCAUACGAGGGAAGCCUCCUGGGCAUGGGCGCCUACGGCACGGCCUUCAGGAUACGCUACGAGGGCAGAGACGCCGUGGUCAAGAUGGCCAGGUCAAGGAAGUACGCCCCGCUGUUCUGGGAGGAGGUGCAGAUCUUGGUGGAUCUGAAGGGCCUCGGGGGGGCGCCCCGACUCCUGACCAAAUGCUGUGACUAUCCGGGAUUCGUGAUGGAAUUCUGCGCCGGGAAAACCCUCACGGCCAUGAUCAAGGACGCGGCCCCCGUCGGCACCCUCCUGCGGGGGAUCCACGACCUGGCGCUGAAGGUCCAGGAGAUCCACCAGGCGGGCUACGCCCACAACGACCUCAAGCCGGACAACGUUAUCCUGGAGACAAGCGGCGACGGCGCCGUCCGGGCGCGAUUGAUUGACCUCGGCCUCUGCACGCGCCUCGGCGUGAGCCCCGGCUUCUAGGGGGAGCCCAAGGCCCACAGCCACGUGGCGCCCGAGCUCCUCCAGAUGGGCAUAGCCACCGUCGAGUCGGAUACCUUCUCCCUCGGCGUUAUCCUGUGCGUGGUCCUGAGGACGUACGUCAGCUCCCUCCCCGACGACUUCGAGCUGCUGCACCUGGCGCGGGUCAUGGUCUGCCCCGACCCGCACUGGCGGCCGCGCUUCCGCUUGUGCCUCGACGUCCUGGCCGACGCCCCGCGGCGGGAGUGA
Penaeus monodon (black tiger shrimp) is the source of this 717-nucleotide messenger RNA. Its product is annotated as serine/threonine-protein kinase ATG1t-like. NCBI's taxonomy places the organism in Eukaryota, Metazoa, Arthropoda, Malacostraca, Decapoda, Penaeidae. Gene Ontology annotation, molecular function: ATP binding; protein kinase activity. The transcript has a single exon. Gene Ontology annotation, biological process: protein phosphorylation. The record is from RefSeq and is a predicted model, not a curated record.